Pantherophis guttatus is the source of this 2413-nucleotide messenger RNA. It is a transcript of the gene MIOX, whose product is annotated as myo-inositol oxygenase. Gene Ontology annotation, molecular function: inositol oxygenase activity; iron ion binding. The record is from RefSeq and is a predicted model, not a curated record. Lineage: Eukaryota; Metazoa; Chordata; Lepidosauria; Squamata; Colubridae. Gene Ontology annotation, cellular component: cytoplasm. Gene Ontology annotation, biological process: inositol catabolic process.
CCUGGAGAAGCAGGCAGAUAGACCCCUUCCUAAGACUGCUGCCUUCCUGUGCCUCUCUUCUCCCACAGCUGCAAGGAUGAAGGUGGUGGGCCCGGCAUGUCAGUCUUCAGAUCCUCCGCAGGCUGAUAAUCAUCUGGAGAACCCAAAGUCCAAGGAAAACUUCAGGAAUUUCAAGGAGGGGGCACUGAUUGACCGAGUAUACCACACUUAUCUACUCAUGCACACCAACCAGACUGUGGAAUUUGUGCAGAAGAAGAAUGAGCAAUACGGUGGCUGUAACCUCCGUCAGAUGACCAUCAUGGAGGGCUUGGAGUUGCUGGACAAUGUGGUGGACGAAUCGGACCCCGAUGUGGACUUCCCCAACUCCUACCAUGCCUACCAGACAGCAGAGGGCAUUCGGGAGAAACAUCCUGAGAAAGAUUGGUUCCACCUGGUUGGAUUGCUCCAUGAUUUGGGGAAGAUUUUGGCCCUGUCUGGUGAACCACAGUGGGCUGUGGUGGGAGACACCUUCCCAGUGGGUUGCAAGCUGCAGGACUCCAUCGUUUUCAAGGACUCCACGUUCCAUGACAACCCAGAUACAAGGAAUCCUCUGUACACGACCAAAUAUGGGAUGUAUCAGCCCCACUGUGGCUUGGAAAAUGUCCUGAUGUCCUGGGGCCAUGAUGAGUACAUGUACCAAGUGAUGAAGAAAAAUAAAUUUGCUCUUCCGGAAGAGGCCUUCUACAUGGUGCGGUUCCACUCCUUCUACCCCUGGCACACCGGAGGGGAUUACAUGCACCUGUGCAACGCCAAGGACCUCCAGAUGUUACCCUGGGUGCAAGAGUUCAACAAGUUUGACCUCUACACCAAGUGUGAAGAGCUUCCCGACCCGCAGCAACUGAAGCCCUACUAUGAAGGCUUGAUAGCCAAAUACUGUCCAGGCCAACUGUCCUGGUGAUGGCCUGGACCUCCAACGGCAUUGGGCCACUCUGCUCCUGCUUCUUCCUUGCAGCAGCAGCUGCCCUCCAGAUGUGCUGGACCCCUACUUCCAUCAUCCCCCUCCCAGGAAGGAGAGGACUUCUUUCUGGGUUACGUUUGAAGCAUCAAGGUCUCCUGUGGUCCAAUUGAUGCUUGUUAUUUUAACUGUCCAAUUCUUAGCAACUUCUCUCCUCUCUAUCCUGUCAAUUGCAGUUUUUUCCCUAUUAUCGCAUGUUCAACUUUUGCAUCAGUUUUGAUGGUUAUGAAGCCAGCGUGGUCUUUGCUCGCCCCUUCUUCUUCAUCCACUAACUCAGUGGCCCCCAACUCUUCGGGCACAAGGGACCGGUUCCGUGGAGUUUUUUUCCCCAUGGACCAGAGGGGGACGUGGUUUCACAUCCUGCCUGCAUCCCAGAUGGGGUUUCGCUCAUUUGUAUAGCCCGGUUUCUGGCAUGUCGUGGCCCGGUGGCAGUCCGCAGACCGGGGGUUGGAGACCUCUGUACCAGGGGUGAAAUUCUACUGGUUCGCUCCGGUUCGGGCAAACUGGUAGUGAUAAUACUGGUUCAGUUGAAUGGGUAGUUAAAAAUCUACCGGUUCGAGCGAAUCGGUAGUUAAAAAAGCUACCAGUUCGUCCAAAGUGGUAUUUCAGACGAUCAGCUGUGCUGCGUGGUUUAUAUGCUAAAUCGCGCGGCACAGUUGUCUCCGCCCCUCGCUGUUCUACUUACCUAGUGAAGUCUUCUUUUUCCACGUGAAGGGCGUGUUUGGUGCGCAGUGCCCAUGUGUGCGUAGCGUGUGCAUUUGGCGCACGGCAUGCAUAGGCAGUCAGUGAACUGGUGGUGAUCCGCGAAGGAUUUCACCACUGCUCUGUACUAACCCUUCCUAGCAUCACUUGACUUUUCCAGGGAAUUUGAACUUGUGAUCUGGCCGAAGUAAAUCGGAUGCAAUCUUGUGAUUUUUAGCUUCUGGUUUUAAUGUCUGGUUGUAUAUAAUUCAGCACCUUCGCUCUGGCUGUCCAUGGCACAGGUAAUCCUCAAAUUAUGACAACUAAGCCCAAAAUUGAUGCCGUUAAGGGAGACAUUUGUUAAGUGAGUUUUGCCCUGUUUUACAACCUUUCUCGCCAGUUGUUAAGUGAAUGGCUGCACUUGUUAAAUUAGUCACACGGUUGUUAAGUGAAUCUGGGUUCCCCAUGGACUUUGCCCAUUGGAAGGUCGCAAAAGGGGAAUGAUGGGAGUCGGUGGUCUAGCAUCCAAAUGUAAGUCACAUGACCAUGGGUUGUAAGUGUGAAAAAUGGUCACUAAGCAAACUGUUGUAAAUCGAGGGCUACCCCUACUUUGUGCCACAAGUUCAAAGGUGCCAAUUUUUUCUCCGAUGCUUUUUCAUGCCUUUUUAAAGUGAUUAAUUUAAUCCGUGCUGACCAAGGAGUUUUAUCUCAAUAUUAAUAAAAUGUGAUUGAAAAGUU